Molecule: messenger RNA, 8228 nt
Organism: Artibeus jamaicensis (Jamaican fruit-eating bat)
Lineage: Eukaryota; Metazoa; Chordata; Mammalia; Chiroptera; Phyllostomidae
Gene: DMGDH
Product: dimethylglycine dehydrogenase
Exons: 16
Coding region: 1-2613 (870 amino acids)
Cellular component (GO): mitochondrion
Molecular function (GO): oxidoreductase activity; protein binding
Source: RefSeq, a predicted model, not a curated record
AUGCUACGCCUGGGUGCGCAGCGGCUGCGGGGCCUCCCGCUGCGGGGCUUACUGCUACCUGGCUCCCCCGGCCAGCCGCGCUCCGUCAGCGGCUCCGUCAGCGGCCUGGAAGGAAAGGACAACCCAGCCUCAUCUGCGGAAACAAGAUGGAAAGAGAGAGCAGAGACAGUGAUUAUCGGAGGUGGUUGCAUUGGUGUGAGUCUGGCGUAUCACCUGGCUAAAGCGGGGAUGAGAGAUGUGGUCCUGCUGGAGAAAUCAGAGCUCACUGCCGGAUCCACGUGGCAUGCAGCAGGUUUAACAACGUACUUUCAUCCUGGAAUAAACUUGAAGAAAAUACACUAUGAUAGCAUCAAACUUUAUGAGAAACUGGAAGAAGAAACUGGACAGGUGGUGGGAUUCCAUCAGCCAGGUAGUAUCAGGCUUGCUACAACUCCUGUAAGGGUGGAUGAAUUUAAAUAUCAAAUGACUCGAACCCGCUGGCAUGCAACGGAACAGUAUAUUAUUGAACCUGAGAAAAUUCAAGAGAUGUUCCCUUUACUCAACAUGAGUAAGAUUUUAGCUGGACUGUAUAAUCCUGGAGAUGGUCAUAUUGAUCCUUACUCUCUAACUAUGGCCCUGGCUGCUGGGGCCAGGAAAUAUGGCGCCCUUUUAAAAUACCCUGCGCCAGUGACUUCUCUGAGAGCCAGGUCAGAUGGAACAUGGGAUGUUGAAACACCGCAGGGAUCGAUGAGAGCAAACAGAAUUGUGAAUGCUGCAGGAUUUUGGGCUCGUGAAGUAGGUAAAAUGGUUGGACUGGAACAUCCUCUCAUUCCGGUUCAGCAUCAAUAUGUUGUCACGUCGACUAUCCCUGAAGUAAAAGCUUUGAAACGAGAGCUCCCUGUGCUCCGCGACCUGGAAGGGUCUUACUACCUCCGACAGGAAAGGGAUGGGCUCUUGUUUGGUCCCUAUGAAAGUCAGGAGAAAAUGAAAGUUCAGAGUUCGUGGGUCACCAACGGAGUCCCUCCAGGGUUUGGAAAGGAGCUCUUUGAGUCUGAUCUAGACCGAAUCAUGGAGCACGUCGAGGCUGCCAUGGAAAUGGUUCCAGUCUUGAAAAAGGCUGACCUCAUCAACAUUGUCAACGGGCCUAUCACCUAUUCUCCUGACAUUCUGCCGAUGGUGGGUCCCCAUCAGGGGGUCAGAAACUACUGGGUAGCUAUAGGCUUUGGAUAUGGCAUAAUUCACGCUGGUGGGGUAGGGAAGUACCUCAGUGACUGGAUCCUGCAUGGAGAGCCCCCUUUUGAUCUGAUAGAACUGGACCCCAAUCGCUACGGCAAAUGGACAACCACUCAGUACACGGAGGCCAAAGCACGAGAGUCGUACGGAUAUAACAAUAUUGUUGGGUAUCCUAAAGAAGAACGGUUUGCCGGCAGACCAACUCAGCGAGUCAGUGGGCUUUAUAAAACCCUGGAGUCUAAAUGUUCCAUGGGGUUCCAUGCAGGCUGGGAACAGCCACACUGGUUUUAUAAGCCAGGCCAGGACACCGGGUACAGGCCAAGUUUUCGCCGCACAAACUGGUUUGAGCCUGUGGGCUCUGAGUAUCAACAGGUUAUGCAAAGAGUAGGGGUGAUUGACCUGUCGCCGUUUGGCAAGUUUAACAUCAAAGGCCAAGAUUCUAUGAGACUGUUGGACCAUCUCUUCGCAAAUGUCAUUCCAAAGGUGGGUUUUACAAACAUAAGUCACAUGUUAACCCCAAAAGGUCGAGUGUACGCUGAGUUGACUGUUUCUCACCAGUCUCCUGGGGAAUUUCUGUUAAUAACUGGCUCUGGAUCAGAACUUCACGAUCUCAGAUGGAUUGAAGAAGAGGCAGCCAAAGGUGGAUAUAAUGUUGAAAUUAAAAAUAUAACUGAUGAGCUUGGAGUUCUCGGAGUUGCAGGACCGCACGCAAGAAAGGUCCUUCAGAAGCUGACCUCUGAAGAUCUUAGUGAUGACGUUUUCAAGUUUCUUCAAACCAAAUCUUUAAAGCUUUCCAAUAUUCCCGUCACUGCUAUUAGAAUAUCUUACACUGGUGAGCUGGGCUGGGAGCUGUACCACAGACGAGAAGAUUCUGUAGCACUGUAUCGCAUCAUCAUGGAUGCAGGCCAGGAGGAGGGAAUCGACAAUUUCGGAACAUAUGCCAUGAAUGCCUUAAGACUGGAGAAAGCUUUCCGAGCCUGGGGGUCAGAGAUGAAUUGUGAUACAAAUCCCUUGGAAGCUGGACUGGAAUAUUUUGUAAAGCUAAAUAAGCCAGCGGACUUUAUAGGAAAGCAAGCACUGAAACAGAUUAAAGCCGAGGGGCUGAAACGGAGACUGGUCUGCCUCGCCUUGGCAACAGACGAUGUCGAUCCGGAGGGAAAUGAAAGCGUCUGGCACAAUGGGAAGGUGGUUGGCAACACGACCUCUGGAAGCUACAGUUACAGCAUCCGGAAGAGUCUGGCUUUUGCAUACGUCCCUGUAGAGCUAAGCAAGGUAGGACAACAAGUGGAAGUUGAACUUUUAGGCAAACAUUACCCAGCAACCAUCAUACAAGAACCCUUGGUACUGACGGAACCAACCAGAAACCGGCUCCAGAAAAAAGGUGGAAAGGACAAAAUUUGAAAAAGAUCUUCAGCAGUCAACUGAGCUAUGUGUGCAAAAUUAUAAUUGAUUUGCAAGGAAACAGGGAAAACCAAGGAUUUAUUUCAAAAUCAUCACAAUCUAGACUUAGAACCUUAAAACCUGUCUCCUCUUUUCUUUGGAAGAUAGCAUAAAGGAUUAGUGCUUUACAUUGUUCCAGAUGAAAAAAUUAGAAGAGAAUGCUUUUAGUAUCCUAUAUUGUUGCUUAAAAAAUUCAAUCAGUAAAACAUUUAGGUGUUUGCUAAUAUACAAUUAUUAUUGCAAUAGAAUUAGAGGACAUUAUAUCAUUUCAUUUUAUUUUUAAAGAUAUUAUAUAAUUUUAGAAACAUAUACAUAUGGUUCUUAUUACCUGAAAACCAAUUAAUAAAUUAUGUUUUACAUAAAAAUAAAUGCAAUACUGUUAAUGGAUUCACUGCAUUGAGAAACAUCUUCUUAGUUGAUGAAGAAUAAUUUUGAUUUUUUAAUAUAUCUUCGAUGAAAACAGUAAAAUUUAAUGCUGAUAUAUAACAUUUUAUUCAGUUUUCUGAAAUAUUUAUUUUCUUGAUGACCUCCCUGAAAGCAGAUUUAUGGGACAUUAUUAUUGUCUUUUCAAAGGUUGUUUUAGAAGAGAACUUGCAAAAUAAAAAACAGUUUUUCAAAGGAAGCGAUACUUGUAAACCUUCUGAAAUGAAACUGAACUAGAAAUAGACUGUGGCAGUACAGACACAGUUUGAAUACUGAACACCUCUCUCUGGGAAGAGCUAAUGCAAGCUGACAUCACACUGUGCUGUUCUGAAUAUCAUUUCACAAAGCACUUGACAAAACAGCUCAGACAAGAGCUUACAGGCUUAUGGGAUCACCCUUAGCACUGAGCGCAGCAAGAAAAAAAUCCAUUUAGAAAUAAUUCUUUGAUAUACUUCUUGAAAUCAUUUGGGUUUAGUUGACUGAGUAAAUCACAUUUUUGGUAAAAGGUACUUUUUCAUUUAUAAUUUAUUAUACACUGGUUAAACAUUUAUUGAACUUCUCCUAGGUAUUAAAAAAAGAUGAAUGUGAAACAUGAUGAGAUUUUGUAAUUAAAAUAGAUUUUCAAAUAAUUUCUUGCAAGUUUUGAAAAAAUGUCUAGUUUGUAUUUUAAAUAUUUCAUAAAAGUAAUUACAUAUUAGAACACUUCAACAUGACAUUCAUUUCUCUUUGGUAUGUCCUUUUAAGUCAGAAAAGGAGGCAGUCCUUCUGGUAACCUUUCCUAAUUUUCAAGAAUUAUCCAGACCUUAUAUUUUAAUUCUGAUAUUAGGUGCACGUUAAUGGCUAUGGAUGGGAAUCAACAGGUCCCAGUUCUCAUUUUCUGCCUUUCUGUAGCCCUAUAACCUUAGAAUAUCUAUUUACUAUCUGUGGAUUCCUCUUCUGUAUAAUAGACUCUUCAAGGUUCUUUCUUUUCUCUUUCUCUCUCUCUUUUUGAUGCUAUAAUAACAAGAAGCAAUGUAUAGCAUUGAAUUCAUGUCAUACAGUUAAUAGAGCACUAAAACAGAUUCAUAAAAGAAUAGCAUGUUUAGAUGAAUAUUAAACAUGUAAAGAAAUCCUACCCACAGCAUGUUUAAAAAAUUUGUCCUGCUUUCCUUUAGAAGUUGCCCUCAUUCCUUCUUUUGUAUGUUAGGUGCUGUUAGGUCUUAUAGGUCACCCCAGCACUCCACUUCCACCCGUACUAGCUUUGGCAUCUGCCAAUCCAGAGGCUGACCAAUGACCUACAAACAACUUGGCUAUGGAAAGAUGACCCAAGUUCACCAGAACUUCUCUCAUGGUAAUUUGAAGUAUGACCCAUCAGGGAGUAAGCUGACUGGUCCUAAAAGCUGGAAAUGAAAGGAUGUGCAAGAAGCCUUGGGGCAAGGAGAGCUCCUGACAAGGAGAGAAGCCCUGAGAGAGGGGGAGAGCGAAAGACCAUUUCUUGAAGCUCUCUGCUCCUGAUGGCCUUUUGCCAGUUCUUGGGUGAGAGUGUUGACUCAAAAGAGCCUACUAAAACCAGUAGCUUCUGAAAAGUGAACCAUAUACUCAGAGAGGCCUCAAAGGGAUGGGCCCAGGAUUAGGGUCAGCUGUGAACAGCAAACAACCAGCAUGCCUGCACGUACCCUGGUGAUAUGCAGGAGCCGUGUCUACCGCUAAGGAAAAUGUUCCCCAGAAUAUGAUGGUGAAUGAUGGACGCUUUCUUCUAGAGCUUGGAAAGCUCCUUGGAACCGCAAAAGCACUUUCCGGUCAACACAUUAUCAAAACGUCUGUGGGCGUUUCAUUGCUAAUGGUCACAUCCUAACUGAUCUGUCUUUAUCCUUUUCUACAAAUAGGUAAGGUGACAGAAGUUUUUAAAGGCAGCUGUGUGAGACGUUAAGUAGCAGAAAGAUUAGAGUCUCCAAUUUUAGUAAGAGGAUUUUGUGCAUAUUUGAAUGGAACAAAAAGAAAGAUUGGCAUUAUUGGGAAAUGCAGCAGCCAUAAAAGGAAGAAAGUUUCAGUUACACAAAUAGCAUCCUUUAGCUAAGGUGUCAAAAAAGCAGAGGACAAAAGUUAAUUAUACUCUCUUCUGAUGAAUCUUCAUGUAAAAAUAAAAGUGAUCAUCCUGCUUUUGUUUAUCUCUCUGCCAUUAGAGAAUCUUUAGAAUAGAUGCUCUAUUGUGGGUUAUAAAGUGGAAACACAUUACUUAAUUAUAUUUUACCCAGGCCUGAUUUUUGUAAGUAUUAGCAUGUCAGGAAGCACAGAGGUGGCAAAGUGGUACAAAGGCUGCUGGUCUGAAUGCCAGAUGACUUGUUUUUCCCAGCUCUGCCACCAACCAAGCACAAACUGCAGACUCAUCUACUAAAGCCUUUCCUGUACUUAAAGUUCUAUGAGUAAUUACUUCCCUUAGUAAAGUAUUAUUUGCCUACACAAGUUCAUUGAGUACUUACUACAGGCCAGGCACUGGAAAAGCAAUGAAUAGACAUGGUCCCUGCCUUUAUGGAGCUUACAAAGUAGAGAGGUCAAACAUUUAAAACAACAACAAACAAUAUAUUUAGGGAGGUGUCAUGAAAGCUAAGGGGAGAGAAGAUUUUGAGAAGGAGAGGCUGGUAAACAGUGUCAAAGAUGAAAGAUGUCAAGGCUGAGAAGUGCCCCUUGGGUUAAGCAGCAGAGAGUCAUUGAUAUCAUUGACAUGAACUAUUUCAGGUGCUAGUGGGGGCAAAGCCGGACUGAGCUGAAAAAUGAAAAGGAAGGAGGGGAUGGGUUAAAGAGAGGGCACACAGAGUGUCACCAUCCAGGAGCAGCUUCCUAAUUAUGGCAGGUUAUAAAGGGCAUCAGAAGGCAUCCAGCUGCAAGUAAGAAAAUACCCCAUUAACAGCAGUUUACGCAAAUAUUUAUUUUAUUAAAUCACACAGCAAGAACUCUAGAGGUAGUCCCAAUGACACCACUAAGUAUCUCAGUUCCUUUUUUCCUACUCUGAAAUCCUGCUCCUCCAAAACACUUUUUAGUAUAAAUACUUUGUUGUUGGCAAUUGUCAAUGUUUUGUUGUCUACCUAUCUCUUUCAAAUUAGCACACUUAUGUUAUUUACCUUCAUAAACAUUGUACAUAUUCUACAUGGAAAUUAAUUUAAAGAACCCCGAUAAUAUUGUGAUAGGUUUGUAUGGUAACAGAUGUUUACUAGACUUAGUGUAGUGAUUAGAUUUUAAGGCAUAUAAAUGUCAAAUUAUUGUAUUGUAUACCUGAAACUAAUAAAAUAUUAUAUACAAACUACACUUAAAAAGAAACAACCCCAAGUUAUACCAUAGGCCCAUGACACUCAGACUCAGCUGCGUACAUUCAAUUUCAAGUGAGUCUUUAGUGCUGGAAUUGUUCAAGUUUCUUCAGGCAUAUCCAGGUCUUCAAAACCCACAGAACGUUAUCCUACAUUUAAACAGUAGGUUGGAAGUAAACAAGGACAGCAGAGUGAUUGUAGAUGCAAAGAAGCAGAAGUUCAGUUUCUUCAGUUCUGUCAUUCUAUGAGAUCACUUAGAAAUUCUAUUUAUGUUUAUUUAUAAUACAUUAUGAAACAGGGCAAAUUGGAGGUAUAAUAUUGUGUUCAGUAAGUAUAAAUUUGAAUUCAUACAUGAGUCUUACUGAUUUUGAAUAAUAUCUUUAAAAUUCAAAUUUCUGUUUUUAAUUGUUAACUGUGUGAACAACCAAAGAAAAAAACUAAGGAAAUAAAAUACUUCACAUAGGGCAUCAGUGGUAUAAUUUAAUAGUGACCUAAGUUAUAACUUUGCAGUAACUUAUUAGUUAGUGGACAAUUUUUUAAAAUUUUUAUUAUUUAUUUAUUUUUAAAGAUUUUAUUUAUCUUUAGAGGGGAAGGAAGGGAGAGAAAUAUCAAUGUAUGAUUGCCUCUUGUGCGUCCCCUUCUGGGAACUGGCCUGCAACCCAGGUGUGUGCCCUGACUGGGAAUUGAACCAUGAUUCUUUGGUGUGCAGGGCCCUGCUCAAUCCAGUGAGCUACACCAGCCAGGGCAGUGGACAAAUUUUUCACAUAAAAUAUUAUUAUAUCAGACUCUAAUCAAAGGAACAGCAUGCAGAAAUUGUGGACAAGGCAAUUAACUAGAAAAAAAAUCUAAGGAAAUGGUCAUUUAUUCAGAAAAAGCAAUCACAUUUCAAAGAAUGCUGGGAGAUACAACAAAAGAUGCUGGACUUAUGUUUCGAGGAGAAAUCAGUAGAGCAGCAUUUGCAUGCCUUAAUCUUUUUCACCAAUAAUUGGGCACUUGCUUUAAAGCAAUAGAUUAAAUGAUAUUAACGUUUGUUAUCAUUCACCAUUUUCUCUGACCUUAGAAGAUGAAGAAAAACUUCAGAAGUGUUUAGCAUAGAUAACAGGAAUAUGAUGAAUUUUGUGAUAAGAAUAUUUUAGAGGAAAAUUUUUAACUAAGAGACAUUUGAAACUUACUGUGAUUGGGCCAAAGGAACACAGACAUAGAGAGUGCUGCAUUUUCUGGAAGUUGUGGUUAAAGGACAUUUUUAUGAAUCUCUGCCAAGCUUAACAUUAUGUUUAAGUUUUUUUUCUAAUUAUUUGUACAUCUGUUGGUUAUGUAAAUUAAGAAGACUUGGAAAUUAAAAGCUUAAAAAAUGUUCUCUAAUCAACUAUGUACAAAGAUAACUUUGUAGGUUAGAAGGGAUUGACAAGAAUUACUCAAAGUCAUGAAAAGCAGAGACCUACAGCCAAGAUUGCUCUACCCAGCAAAGCUAUCUUCAGAAUCAAAGGGCAGAUAAAGAGCUUCCUAGUCAAGAAAAAACUGAAGUAGUUCAUUAUCACCAAACCCUGAUUAUAUGAAAUGUUAAAGGGACUUAUUUAAGGAGAAGAAGAAGAUCAAAAUUAUGAACAAUGAAAUGGCAAAAAAUACACAAAUCUAUCAAUAAUUGAAUCUGGAAAACAAACUAAGCAGACAAGAAGAACAGAGACAGAAUUGUGGAUACAGAGAGCAAUUUGAUGGUCGCCAGAUGCAAGGCAGUGUGAAGAGGUGAGGGGUGUAAGAAGUACAAGUAGCUGGUUACAGAAUAGCUGUGGGGAUGUAAAGUACAAUGUAGGAAAUGGAGUAGCCAAAGAACCUAAAUGCAGGGUGAAUGGACAUGAACAAUUUUUGGGGGGA